GGCUGCGGCCCCGCGCUGCCCUGAUGGCGCGGCGGCCCGAGCUGCUGUGCGGCGCGGCCAUCGUGCUAGGCUGCGCCUUCCUCGUCGCCCUCAAAGUCACCUGCAGGGUGCUGUUACCUAAAGUACAAGCAUUAAAAGAGGAUGAGGCCAGGGAAGAAAUCAAAAGAAAUCACUCUUCCUGCCGAGCAAAGGAUGUAACAAUGCCAGCGAAGCUUCCAGUGAAUUUUUUCUCCACGAGAUCUCCAGUGAUUGACCUUUUUCGGGGGCAGUUAGACUAUGCAGAUCAGCUCCGUCAGGAUUCAGAGAUUGUGCUGUAUUUCUUCUACGCACCGUGGUGCGGGCAGUCCAUUGCAGCAAGAGAAGAAAUAGAACGUGUGGCCAGCAGAUUGUCAGACCAGGUGCUGUUUGUGGCUCUAAAUUGCUGGUGGAACCAGGGGAAAUGCAGGAAGCAGAAGCAUUUCUUUUAUUUUCCUGUGAUACACUUGUACCAUCGGAGUUUUGGACCAAUUGAAUACAAAGGCCCUAUGAGUGCUGUUUAUAUUGAAAAGUUUGUUCGCCGGGUGAUGACACCACUACUCUACAUCUCGUCUCGAUCAAAAUUACUAGAUUUCCUCUCAAAUUAUGAGCCUGGAGUUGUGGGAUUUUUUGAGUUCAAUGCUUCACCUCAACCGCCUGGUUAUUUAACAUUCUUCACCUCAGCAUUACAUUCAUUAAAGAAAGAUUACCUUGGGACGAUCCGCUUUGGAGUGGUCACGGAUAAACGUGUGGCAGAGGAGAUCUCCCUGGUGCACUCUGGCAGUGUGUAUUUGCACAGACAUGCCAACACAUCUCUUAUCUAUCCAAAAGACAUCAUGAACUUCACUGCUGAGAACAUUUGCAAGUGGGCUCUGGAAAAUCGGGAGAUGCUCAUACGCUGGCUGAGACCACAUGGUGGGAAAAGCCUUCUUCUAAACAAUGAGCUGAAGAAAGGACCAGCACUUCUCAUAUUUGUACCUUAUAAUCCCCUAGAAGAAAUUCAUCCUCUUUUAGAUGAAAUUACCAAAGUGGCCUUGGAAUACCACAAGUGUAACAAAAGCCAGGCAGCUGAGCCAGAUCUUCAGCACAGAGACUCUGAUUCACCAGCUUUUGAUUCCUCUGUAACAGAUGCACAUGUGAAGUUCUCCGAAACAUUUCCCAUAGCCAAGUACCCGUGCUGUAACACGGUGGUGCUUCCGCAGUGGCACUCCAUCUCCAGAACUCACAAUGUCUGUGAGCUCUGUGUUAACCAGACCCUCGGUGUCAAACCAAAUAAAGUCCAUGUGCCACACUGUAACUUUUUAGAGAUAGAAGCAGCUUUGGACUCUUUCUACCUCCAGGAACAUACCUUUUUUCAAGUAAUAUCCAAUACCAUAGAAUGCAGCAAUUUCUUAAGUUUCUAUAGUCCCUUUAGCUAUUACACUGCAUGUUGCAGGACAGUAAACAGGCAUUUUUUAAGUUUCAUUAGUUCUGAGAAGACCAUCUUUCAGACCCCCAAAGUAGCAUUUUCUUCCCAUGGGAAGAAAGAUAGCACUCAAUUUUCUAUUCCUCACAUUGAGGAUAGGAAUUGUUUUAUUCCUGACCUUAAUAUUAGUAGCACGAACAUUACUGGUCUGAGCUGCAGGACCAACAAAACCUUGAAUCUCUAUCUAUUGGAUUCAAAUCUUUUUUGGAUAUAUGCAGAGAGACUAGGAGCAUCAAGAUCUACUCAUCUUAAGGAAUUUGCUGCCAUUGUUGACCUGAAAGAGGAAGUGCACUACGUCCUGGACCAGAAUCAGUCGCUUGUUGGACCUACCCUGGAGAACUUCAUUAAAAAUUUCAGUGUUCUCUACAGUCCCUUGAAAAGGCAUCUGGUCGAUGACCCUUCAGUCCGUUCUCACGAAGAGCGCGUGGUCACUGAAGUGACUACGAACACCUUUCACGAGACCGUGCUCCUCAGUGCCAAGAAUGUCCUCCUGCUGUAUUAUGCACAGUGGUGUGGAUUCUGUGCUUCUCUUAAUCACAUCUUUAUUCAGCUUGCUCGGCUUUUGCCUCCCGACAGUUUCACUGUGGCAAGAAUUGAUGUGACUCGAAAUGACCUUCCCUGGGAAUUUAUGACAGACCGUCUCCCAACCAUUUUAUUUUUUCCUCAUCAGAGGAAGGAGCAAAGUGUGAAGUUCCCUGAAGACUUUUCAGUUAACCUUCCUAAUCUCCUGAAAUUUAUUUUACAUCACUCAAGUAUUUCUUCAUCAGAGCCCUGUACCAAAGAAUGCCUACAAAAAGAGUCAGUUCUACAGCAAGGACACAUAUCACACUUGGAGAGAGAAAUUCAGAAGCUAAGAUCAGAAAUCAGUGCUCUUCAUCAGGCCCAUGAUCAGCUUGAAGCACAGCUUUCUGAAGCCAGGAGAGAGGAGCAGAGACUACAGCAGCAGAAACACACACUGGAAAAGCAGCACAAGACUCUGCAGCUCCACAGUGAGCAGUUACAGGCCACAUAUGACCAGAAGAAUCAAGAACUAUUAGAAAUGGCUGAAAAGCUUCAAGAAUUAGCUGACGCAUCAGAAAACCUCCUUAAAGAGAAUGCUUUACUGAGAAUUCUGGUGGCAUCAAGAGGUGGAAGGCUACAGAGCAAAGAUGAAAUUAAAGAACCCCUUCAAUCUGAGCAAACACUUUCUGAAGAUAAUGAUAUAUCACUUUCAACAGCUACUGCUGCUUUAGAGGAAAAAAGGAUUGAUAAUAUUGAUGCUAUAGAGACAGAGCACAGUAGUGGAAAUAGGACAGAAUAACUACUUACACAAAAUCAAAUGAUGCAGUAUUGGGUAGGUAUUUAUG
This is a messenger RNA of Hirundo rustica (Barn swallow), 2826 nucleotides long. It is a transcript of the gene TXNDC11, whose product is annotated as thioredoxin domain containing 11. The record is from RefSeq and is a predicted model, not a curated record. The transcript has 13 exons. The coding region runs from base 24 to 2780 and encodes 918 amino acids. Lineage: Eukaryota; Metazoa; Chordata; Aves; Passeriformes; Hirundinidae.